GCUACUUUUAAAAAAUCCAAGUUACGGCAAGUAAUUAUUUCGUCAUACAUGUACUUAUGUCAUGGUCAAACAUACUUCCUUAGACUUAGAUAGUCAGUGACAUUCAAUAAUAUCAGCCUUAAAGGCAAGACAUUAAGGUUCUGAUUAUGACUGUAACAAUGGCAAGGUUGGUGCACCUCUCUCCAAUGCAGCUGUAUGGAUGGCUGAGCAAGCCUCCAGUUUCUCAACUAUUAAGACACCAUGCAAUCAAGCACCCGCCUAAAUACUCUCUCAGGAAACACUGCACGAUGGCCAGACCGAAGACUACCUCAGUGAUGAACACAAAUAUCAAAGGACAUUUUCAAAUUACAAAAAGUGUUGGUCGUGCUCAGGUUUUUCAUACAUCAGUAGUGGUGAGAGCACCAGUCUGGCUUUUACCAUUUUUGAAAGGUCCCGUGCUAAAGUUUCUAGCCUUUGUUACUGGCAGAACACUCCGACAGGCAAGACUGAAACAGUCGCCAGAGGUUCAGAAGAAGUGGCUACGUUACAAGCUGGCCUUUUUUGGCGUAGUCCUUUCUGCUAUUGCCAUUUUCACCAUUUGGUAUUAUGAAUCCCACCUGGAGGUUACAUCCACUGGAAGGAAACGUCUGAUGGUGCUCCUUCCAGAGCAGAUACAGAAGAUAGCUGACGAGUCGACCUUGGAUAGUCUUGAAAAAUAUUCGGAGGCAGGAGUGCUGAUUCCAGAUGGGCACCCUCUCUAUGGCCGUGUGUGGCGAGUACUCGAAAGGUUGAUAAAGGGCAAUGCACUUGCUGAGCCAGGGAUUACAGCGUACGAUUGGCAUGUACAUAUUAUAAAGGAUGAACAAGUGAACGCCCAUGUCUUUCCUAAUGGCCAUGUAUUUGUGAACACCGGUUUGCUCGAGUUUUGCACAAAUGACGAUAUGUUAGCCAUCAUACUAGGGCAUGAGGUUGCACAUUGCCUGUUGAGACAUGCAGUGGAGAACAUGAGUCGUGAACAGCUGUUGUCGUACCUGAUCAGCGCUGUUCUUGCAGCUAUCUGGUGUAUUCUCCCCAAUGAUGGUCUGGCUAUUGUCACGCAUUGGUACUUCAACAAAGUCAUAGAUAUUGCAUUCCACAAGGCGUUUAGCCGAGACAUGGAAAUAGAAGCAGAUAAUUUGGGCUUUAAGUUGGCAACACGGGCAUGUUUUGAUGUUCGAGAAAGCGAGCGUGUCUGGGCAGACAUGUCUGUCGUUGAUGACCUACUGGGAACAAGGAAAACAUCGCAAUGGAACUCCACACAUCCCUCAAACGAGAAUCGUGUCAAGUAUUUUCAAAAGAAGAUGCCGGAGGCACUUAAGUUAAGGCUGGAAUGUGGAUGUCCUAAUCCUCUGCCUACGGAAGACCCACGACUGAAGGCAUUUGCACGUCGCCGCCAUGUGAAUGAGCUCCUGGCUGCCAGGGGGAGUGCUGCUAAUAUCCAGGCCCUUGAGAAGACUCGUGUCACACCUAGGCUGAUAACUUGAUGGGGACGGGGACAGCAGUAGUGCCUCCAAUAUUGUUAUGCUCAAGGUUUUUAGCUUUUUUGAUGUUCACGGAAAAUCAAGGUAUUUUCAUUUGCACUGUUCUCGAUUGGUUGGGAAAUUUUGAAAAAUUUAACUGUCAAUGAUGUGUAGAUAUCUGGUGUUUAAUAAUAUUUCUAGGCUUUUAUGUUGGGAGAUGAUUUUAUGCUGUUGAACAAGAUAAGAAUUUUUAAAUUAAAAUCUGCAAAAGCUGCUUGAGUUAAAUGUAAAUACAGUCUCCCAGAUCAAAGCGCAGUACUAACAACCCUAUUGUAUUAAAGCUUGUAAUUAAUUAACUUAUCAGAUUAUAAUGGAUUGACAUAUCAAAUGAUCCUUUGAUUUGUUAUGAACUGUUGAGAAUGGUAGGAGCUAAGAAGGGGAUAUAUGACCGAUUGUUUAGAACCUUGUUAAAGUUAACAACGGGAUUAAUGAGACCGUCGUUAACAUCUUUUAGUCGUAAAAUAUUUCAUGCUUUGCUUACAUAUUUAAAUAAAACAAGUACAGCGGGCAGAAACAGUUGUCCAAAAUCUUCUUAGAAAUACUGCAGAUCACAACUGUAUCCAUUAAACUUCCAGAGUAGUAAAAAACUGAAAGUUAACAACCAUAUGCGUUAACAACAUUAGUUAACUUUAACAAAGUUCUGAAAAAAUCAGCCUAUUGCCCCUUUUGAUUGUUUGUUAAAAACUGAAGAAAAAAUUAUCAGUUCAGAUUGUUGUAGAUUGUACACGCCUGCCAUAAAUUGACAACUGGAUAAUCAAAAUGGUCUCAUGUCAUUGACCUCACUGUAUUUUUAUAGCUUUUAUUGUGUUGAAAUGUAUAUGUUUUUAGAAACAAAUUCAUACUAUCACAAUAGACAUCAGUGACACAUGUGUUCUGUCCUAAAUUAAAUCUGUGAUAUCUUCAAUUAAUUUCUUCAAUUUUACCAAUUUGUACCAAUGUUAAAGGGACUGGACACCAGAUGGUCCCGAAAUUGGCAAAUACAGUAUAUCCUCAAAACACACCUAGAAUUAUCAAUAUGAACUAGUAUGGGGGGCCUUAUAUGCUAUUUUACAAAAUUUUGUCACGGUCUCAGCUAAGUUUCCUUUUUUAAAAUAGCGCAUAAUGGUUUCCAUGGGUUGUAAGCAAUGAGAUACUUCAGUAAGAAAGAUUCAAUGUGUUAUACACAAGCAUAUCAAUUAUAUGUAAGAUUUUGACAAUUUUCAUUUUUUCUUGCAAUGAUAUCAUCUGGUGUCUAGUCCCUUUAACAGGAGGACUGUCGGAAUGGACAAUGUACGCAAAUGUGUACGAGUAAAUGAUGCAUUUAGUUUUCUCUCAAGAAUGUUUAUACAUGUACUCUAUUGGUUAACAUGUUAUACAUGUAUGUGUUUUGGUGACUUAUUAAUUAUUAAUGUUUGAAUUUUGUGUCAAGUGUAGAAUAUUAUUGUAAUUAAAAGAAUAGUAUACCAGCAUAUUUGCUUUUAAAUUAAGCUGUACUACAGUUAAAGGAAACUGUAAUCUUGAUUUGGACUUCACAGCCUAAAAAUGAAAUAAUUUUCAAUCCAUUAGAAAAUAAAGACGUUAUGAAUGUUCAUGUACUAUAUAUUGAUAAUGUUGAUGUGGCUUUCUGCCAUUUUGUUUUUUACUAUUCAUAUUUUAACUCAUUUAACAAACUUGUUUGUUAUAAAGCUGACUUUAGUUUAUGGAACAUUUCCAUCAGGGAAUUUUUUUUAUUGUUAAUAGUUUUUGAUAUGCUGAAUAUAACAGAGGACUUGAAUGAUUGCAUUAUUAUAAGAGAGGUUAUGACUCAUAACCGCUUUAAAUGGCUGCUUCCUGCAAGAGAUAUCAAAAUCAAUGAUAUUGUAAGAAACAUAAUUAUUCUGAGUAUAUCUGAGUGCACAUGUACCGAUAAAAGGUUUAAAUUACAAAUACAAUAAUGUUGUCUUAAGUGGUUGUAGAAAUAGGAAAAAGCAUAAUUAAGAUACUGGUAGCUGAUACACAAAUAUGGACAUUUUAGAGGCCUCGUGACUCCAUAUUAAAAUGAUAUAAUUUUGAAUAGGGUUUUUUGUUGUGUAGAACAAUAAUGUUGUAAAGUUGUACCAAAAAUAAUAUUAUCCACCAAAUUUUAGCCAGUUUCCAAACUUAUUUCACUAAUGAAUUCUGUAAUUUUAUUUAUUAAGAAAGACUUAAAAACUAAGGUCACAAACUCUUUAUAGCUUUAUGUUUGAUGACAAUCUACAGUUAUUGGUAAAAAGUACUUGCAUCUGUGUGUUUUUUGUCUGUAAAGUUUAUACGCAUAAUUUUGGUUUCCCCAGUCACUGUUAGGAUUAUAUGACCAAGUUAUGUUAGCUCAUCUAUUUUUUUAAGAAAAAGGAGUCUUAGUUUAUGCAAAGCGUUGUGAUAUUGUUGGUGGCUUUGUUGGCAUGACUUUUCACAACUCAAAUACCGUUCAAAAUAUUGAAAUCAAACUUGGUACACAUAUUGCCAGAAACAAUAUGCACAUGAAGAGCAAGGCACAUAACUCUGACUAUAAUAAUUGUUGAGGUAUGCCCCCUUUUGAAUGAAAAACAACAACAGACAAGCUUUUGUGUUCUCUCCAGGUUUUUCUUGUACAUUGACAUGAACACACUUUUGGUGAAUUGUUUCAAAGUCUGGAAGAAGUUUUUUUAUUGUCCCAGGAACCAUUUGGCCUAGAGUUGAUUUUAAGUAAACAUUGAGUUAUUGACAUGAUAAUCAUGAAAGUUCAGUUUAUUCUGAAUGCUACAGCAAAAACAAAAAUUAAAAUGGAGGCUUUUGACUUUUCAAUUUCCCUCCAAAAUACUACCUUUUUAUAUUUGACCCAUUUUCAGACACACCUACAGUUUUAUUUUAUACAAUAUGUUUUUGAGAUUUUGACUAUUUGUCUAUGGGCAAUUUAUUAUUAUAUUUUACUCUUUAGUAUGGGAGUAAAAUAUAUAGUUUUAAGGUUAAUUUUAUAUAUGAUUGUACAUUUUCAUGCAUUUCUAUAGAUCCAAUAUCAUAUUAAGUUAACAGUUCACAAAGUAACACACUUGUUUCUUUUAAAUCAUGUUCCUGUAGUUGAUUUCAUUCUCAUUAAACAUUGUACAAGUAAUUUCUUUAUCUUCUAAAUAAAUACUUUAAUUCAAAUGUAAAGUGCUGUACUUGUAUCGUUAACUUUUUUCUCUAAAAAUGUUUUUUUUUUUUAAUCAUUUACUGUUAAAUAAUGCAAAUGAACUCUUGAUUAGUCCUCUGAUAAUGUUAGGAGUAUUUGUUAAAAGCCCAUUAUUUAAGCCGAACUGUGCAUGUGGUGUCUAGAACAUAUUUUUAAUGUUAUUAACUAUAGAUUUUUUUGUACAAUUUUUUUUAACAUAUUUAACUUAUUGACCAAAUUUUUUUUUUAUAAAUAUAAUGUUAAAAAAUAAAAUUAUAAAAUAAAUAAUAGAAAUGAGUAUUUCACCGCCAGCAAUAAUCACACCGAGGUCCUCCAGUUCAGCAGUCUGGGACCAUAUACAUUACACCAUGAUAGAGACUUGGUCUUGGAAGUGUUUAAUGAAAGUUGUAAAGAAAAGCAUUACUUUUGACAUAAUGAAACAAAAGUUGUCAAUAGUAAAUUUUUUCAUGUUCUGUUAUUGAUUUGUGAUGUGAUGAACAUACUUUAGAACAAAGGUUCCACUUUUGUGGCCAGUCUUGGCGAUCAGGUUGCUGGAAGCUUUCAAUGGGCCUUAUUGAACCUAACAUAUUAAUUAUUUCUUUAUUUGUUACAUACAGUUACCAUGGUUAUGCUCACAUAGGGUGUGCUGCCUUAACUGCAUCCCCGGAUGAAGAUGUUGUUUAGAUUUUCUGUGUUGGAUUGCACCAUGUUUAACAAGUAAUUUGUUGUUAUUGAUCGAUAAUCAUUGAUAUUUUAAACUAAGAAGUAUUUUUAUAUGAUUGUUAUAAUUUAUUAGAGAUUUUUGAAAUAAAAUUGCCAU
Messenger RNA from Mya arenaria, 5485 nucleotides. RefSeq names its product metalloendopeptidase OMA1, mitochondrial-like. Lineage: Eukaryota; Metazoa; Mollusca; Bivalvia; Myida; Myidae. Bases 147 to 1502 code for a protein of 451 amino acids. Gene Ontology annotation, biological process: protein quality control for misfolded or incompletely synthesized proteins; mitochondrial protein processing. The record is from RefSeq and is a predicted model, not a curated record. The transcript is spliced from 9 exons. Gene Ontology annotation, cellular component: mitochondrial inner membrane. Gene Ontology annotation, molecular function: metalloendopeptidase activity.